CACACCCUUGAUACAACAUGGCGGUUCAAUAUGUAGCGAAACAGUUGGUCUGUCCAAAUGGAAUUAUCAAACUAUUUAUUUGAUUUUAUACCAAUUGGCAAAAUUAAUUCUGUAACUUAGGUAGUAACAAUUUAAUUAACACGUAGGAACCAGCUGUGGAACGGAAAUUAAGGGAGAAAACCGGAUUUAAAGUAACUUUUGUAACAAGUGUCAAACUGCAGAGUUGUCUCCGAAUCCGUGUCGUCUUUUCUAAGUUUUUGGUGUCUACCAUAAGAAAUGAAAAUGGCGGACAGACAGUCGAAAGGUUUGAUUGAUCCGGAAGAGCGUUUUACGAAGCUCGAGAAGAUUGGUAAAGGAUCGUUUGGUGAAGUUUAUAAAGGAAUAGACAAUGAAUCAAAGGCUGUGGUAGCCAUUAAAAUAAUCGAUUUAGAGGAAGCAGAGGAUGAGAUAGAAGACAUACAACAAGAAAUCAUGGUUCUUUCUCAGUGUGAUUCACCUUAUGUUACAAAAUAUUUCGGUUCAUAUCUCAAGGGAUCUAAGUUAUGGAUUAUCAUGGAAUAUUUAGGAGGGGGAUCAGCAUUAGAUCUGAUGAAGGCGGGACCUUUUACAGAAUCAGACAUCGCUAUUAUUAUACGAGAAAUAUUAAAGGGCCUUGAUUAUUUACAUUCAGAGAUGAAAUUACACAGAGAUAUAAAAGCCGCAAAUGUAUUACUGUCGGAACAAGGUGAUGUGAAGUUAGCAGAUUUUGGUGUUGCUGGGCAACUAACUAGUACGACCAAUAAACGACAGACGUUUGUUGGUACACCGUUCUGGAUGGCACCAGAAGUUAUAAAACAAUCGGCGUAUGAUACAAAGGCUGAUAUAUGGAGUCUGGGUAUUACAGCUAUAGAAUUAGCAAAAGGGGAACCCCCGAAUUCCGAACUUCAUCCAAUGCGAGUUCUCUUUCUCAUUCCAAAAAACAAUCCGCCUCAGUUAAUGGGCAAUUAUUCCAGAGCCUUUAAAGAAUUUGUAGAUACUUGUUUAAAUAAAGAUCCUAAUAACCGCCCUGGUGCUAAAGAAUUAUUACGCCAUCGUUUUGUACAGAGAGCCAAAAAGACGUCAUACCUUGUUGAUUUAAUAGAUAAAUAUAAAAACUGGAAAACAGAACGUGGACAUGCUAGUGAUAGUGAUGAUUCUGAUGAUGAUGAUAAUAGUGAAGAAGAAACGUUACAAGAAGAAUGGAAUAACACAGUGAGAGAAGCAGGCAAUGGUUUACAGAAUAUUAUACUUAAUGGUGGUGGUUAUCAUGAGAAACGUAUUAUCGCCACUGCUCCUCCGCCUCCAAUAAUUCAAAAUCAACAACAGCCAUAUCAUCAACAACCACCACCACCACCACCACCACAACAAUAUGAACCACCAGCGCCACCUCCUCUAAUUGAGGAAGAGAAAUCCAGAAACCGAAAUUUUUUCUCUUCUGAACCUUCUCCGCCACAACACCCUGUUAAUAAUCAUACCACUAAUCCUUAUCCAGGUUUUCAUGUAAAUCAACAUCCAGCUCCCGUUAAACCCCAACCACAAGGUGUUUAUCAUGGUAGAAGUGGCUCCGCACCUGAACAGUUUGAUCCACGGAAUGACAUGCCACCUCCUAAACAUCUUCGCAGUCAUUCAGAUUUAGCUCCGCCAAUGAAACAACCUGAACCACCAAGUUCACGUCCUUACAUUUCUCGACCUAAAUCGCAGCCUGAUCUUCAGAAUCCGCGCAGCAGUUAUAACGAGCAUCACUAUCAAUCACAUCCAGGUUUUAUCACCACUAGUAGCCAUGACAAACGACAAGCACCAGCCCCACCUCGACCAGAACAUAACGGAGAACGUCCAAUGGUAUCAGCCAGUCUUUCUACUGCUAUUUUACCUAUUUUAUCACAGUUAAAGGUUGAUUAUAGGGAGGAUUACAGUAGACUUGGACGUCCAGUGCAAAAAACAGAGGCAAUUGAUGAGUUACGGAAUGCUUUUGAUUUAGCUGAGAAGUCUUGUCCUGGUCUAGCAGAUGAUCUUGUAUCUGGGAUAUUAGCACGAUUAACAGAAGAAAGCGACAUGAGGGAGGGUGAAGUACGAAGGGCGAUAGACAGAACAAAACGAUGAUCCAGGUAUUGAUUACAGUCUUGGUGGAUGGCCGAAUGAUGAAGUUUGAAGUAGAUGUUUGUUUGUCUUAGAUUACGACAGGAAGACGAUGAACCUGAUGUAAAUCAACCAAUCAGCACCAAGAAUCAUCUCAUUUCAUCAGAUAACACGAGGAUAACGACAUCUCAUGGAUAAUUAAUAUAGAUAAAUAUAUCUUUAAUUUUUCUACACAAUUAAAUCAACAAGGGGGAUAAUUUCACCCUUUUCAAUCAUCAUCAUCCAUUCAUCCAAUUAUAGUCAUCGUUAAUUAUCACUAUAGCAACCUGGAUAUUCCAAAUAUAGACAUUUUCUUUCCGAUGCGUGGGAUAACUUAAUUUACUCAACUAACGUAACUGUGUGUUUGAUUGACUAAUAUAAAACGCUGUUUAUUGCAUUUCAUAGAUUUGUCUUCACAUAUUUUAUAGGGUUCAAUUAAUCCAGAUUUCUUGAUAGCAUUUAUUGUCUAUUUAUGGGUGGUGGGUCACAGAUUGACUAUGACAACAGAAAAAUAUUAUAAACUAUGAAGAAACCUUUUUCAGAAAGGUGGUAGAUAUAGUUCAAUCCUUCCCCCUUAGCUCUAUAGACACUCAGCUUGAGUCGUGGGUUGACAUCAACCAGGUGGCGUUGGUUGUACUACUACCACUUCCUACGGUCAAUCAAAUCGAUGUUUAUUUUAAUAUCUCUUCUGCUGUAGUUUAAUCAGAGAAACUUUUCAAAUUAUUUGUUUUAUAAUUUAUUGAAAUUUGGUUUUGUUAUAAAAUAAAUAUGGGUGAUUUAAUUCAGUAUUAUUGUUAUUUCGUAUCUCAGAAUAUAAUGAAAAAAAUCUAGACUUCAUGUUUGCUAUCUUAAAAAAACUCUGUUAUUAAAAACUUGUUUGGAUUAAAGGGGCUAUUUUACGAUUUCAUAAGACACUGUAAAAACCAAAGUGUGUUUAAGUCUGCAAAUCAAACAUCUUUACCUUGUCUGGAAGUUACAAAUAAAAAUAUAUAGACAAGAUUAUCCAGCCUGAUAUAUUGCUAAAUGAAAAUCAAAAAAUAUCUUGAUACUGAUCAUCCCCAAACAAAUCAUAGAAUGAUUAAAAUUAAAUGAAAAAUUUACAAAGGGGAGGUAAUUCAUGUCUAUACUGAUUAUAUCAUUCAACGAAAAUCACAAAAUCAAUGGAAAUAAUUAAACAAAGGGAAGAUAAUUCAUAUUUAGAUCAAAACAAUGAAGCAUAAAAACUGCAUUUGAUAAAUUAUUAAUAUUGGAAUAAUACAAUGAGUAUUUAGAUGGAUCUGAUUCUGACUAGGAAAUAAGUUAAAUUAUUACCAUGGUUAUUUUGUAUAAAUUGUGUAUUUAUUGAUUAUUGAAGAAUACGACUGAUGAUUUAAAACAUAUCACUUGGUUCACACAGUUUAUAAAUUAACAUCUGAACAUGUUGCUAUCUCUGUAUUACUACAAGUUGGAUGAAUCAUUGGCAGUAUGAAUGAUAUCAUAAAUCAGACUCUGAUUGACAGUCUAGAUCAAUGGAUGGGGCAUUAGGCAGGCAAUGCAUGAUCACAGACAAGGUGCACUAGGCAGGCAAUGCAUGAUCGCAGGUGCACUUGCAAGAAGUCAUCUGAUUUGUAGCAAAAGAAACCCAACAUGAGAAGUUUUCUUAUAAACUAAUUUGUAAAUAUUUAACAUUUAUAUUAAGACAUAGUUGUACAUAAUAUAUAUAAAUAAAUAAAUAAAUAAUAUAUCUUUAUAAAGAAAAUAAACCAACCACAAUCUGACGAUAAAUGUACCUAUGAAUAAUAAAAACAACCGAACACAGUUUUCUAGGAGUUAGGAGCCAUCUUCACCUGCUUAGCUUCGUGUUAACUAAAUGUUAUUAAUUACGUAUUUCAUGACCCCACAGGGUGACCUUACUCACCCUGUUAGCCUGGGUUAUGAUUUCAAGAAUUGUGUUAAUCAGUUAUUUGACAUGAAGAUAAAAUUAAUAUGACAUUAAACAAUCAUUACAUUUCAUUUAUUAGGCUGCAUUUUUUUUUUUUUAUUAGAAAUUUGUGUUCGGUGGUGAAUUUUGCAUAUAAGAGAUUGUAAUGCUAAAUUCAUUGUCAUGGUAUUCUUGUAGCUAUGGUAACUUCGUUGUCAUGGUAUCUUCGUGAUGAGGGUAUCUUUAUGGUAUCUUCAUAGCAAUGGUAUCUUUGUUGUCAUGGUAUCUUCAUACUAGAGUGAUGGUAUCUUUAUAACUAUGGUAUCUUUGUUGUCAUGGUUACCUUUGUAGCACGGGAUCAUUGACCCGUGAUACAUUUUGUAUUUAAAGAUGCUGAUUUUACGGGGAAACAAUUUUGUGAUAGGGUUAGGGUUGGGUAAAAAAUCAAAAAUUAUAUGUGAAAUAUAUAGUUGAGAUUCUUGCCGUUGAAAGAGGAAUUGGUACCCAUCCUAUAAAUAACUCUCAUUAUUAAAAAAAUGUCCAUGGAAAUAGUUGCUUCCCUUUAAUACACAAAAUCUAGGGGACACUCGAAUGUCAGUUCGAAACGUUCCAAAUUGACAGAAUUUCAAUCGUAUGACGUGGAAUUCAGUUCUGAUAGUCCAGAUGACGGAGGUAGUGUGAGGUUGUUUCGGCUGUCGUGGUUGGUUGAGAUAUUUUCUCACGCAGUCUGCAAAUGCGUUCUAGCUCAAAAUCCCCAUUUUCACUCGAUUGUCACUGUUCAGUUCCAGAACGUUUAAUCAGGCAUCCCCUAGUUGUCUCCUGUAUUGAUACCCCCGUAUAAUUUAUUAAGCUUACAUAUUUUUAUACUGUUAUAAAAACUGGGGCCGGUUUCACAAACACUUAAAUAGAUUUUGACUAAAAUCGUCCCUAAAAUAGUUUUGUGAAACACCACGAUUUUAAGUUAAGAUCAAAUUUUAACUUAAAAUGUUAGGAUGAUAUUUUAGUUUGAUGAUUUUAUGAAGAUUUAAUUUUUUGUGAAACGGGGCUCUGGACUGGAAUAUUCAUUACUGCUUGAUUUCAUUCAAGUCUUGUUUACGAUUAUCGUAGGUUUACGAUUAUCAAAGGUUUUGGAGCAGAAAUUAUCAUCCAAAUCCACAUGAUAUAGAAAUUAAAAGACAUUGUAUUUUUUCUUGUGUAUGUAUAUAAUUUGGGUGGAAUAUAUUAUUAUUAUGAUUAUUAUGUAACUAAUGAAAUUUGAAUAGUCGUUAUUAUAUUAUAUAUUAUAUUAUUACUGACAAAUAACCAUAUAAGAUGUACAUUUUCAUCCAAUCACAGUCUCAGAAGUUAUGUUUCUCCUUAGAUAUAUUACUAUGGUAACAGUAGUAACAUGUUUUCUCUCUUCAGAUAUCCGCCCCAUUCUUUUAUCUUUCUAAUUUUAGAGUUAAACAUACAUUAUACAAGAGCUAAAUCUGCCUAUUGCAGGUCUUUCUUUAGGCCUGAAAUGUUAUCUUAAUUAUUAAUUAGACAUUAAUUAACUUAUCCAGACCAUAAUUAACGCUCGAUGUCAAUGCUAGCCUGCGAUAUUUAUUGGAUUAGGAUCCGAUUUGCUGCUCAAUUUUCAUUCAUGAUUUAAAUCAUGAAAUGGAUAAUCAAGACUAUGUUUUUUAUGGUACCAACUUUAGUAAUGAUGAUCAAGGCUAGGCCGAAAAUUCAAUCGCUAAAAUCUCGGUUCAGAGUGAAUCAAUUUGAAAUUUUCAGCAAAUUGCCUUUACAUUAUCUAGUUUUUAACUAUUAUAGUGAGAACUGACAGCUUUUUAUCUAAUCUCCCAUAAUGUAUCUUUAAUUUAUGACAUUAAUUGUCAAAACAUUUCCAGACAGGAAAAUUCUGAUACAUUUAAUUCUAAAAUGUUCCUGUUUUCUUAAUCCAGCAGCCUCGUUAUGCUGGCAUUUAUCUGAAGAUGGAAUAUACAUGUACAUACAACUGUAUUUUAUAUAUACAUAUAUAUAUAUAUUAAAAGAUGACAAAGUAGGAGUCUUGAUGACUAUUACAAAGGGUGAUAACCCUGGAAGUCUUGAUGACUAUUACAAAGGGUGAUAAUCCUGACAUAUUAAAAAUUUCACAACAUACCACAUUUAUAAGAAUAAAAUAUAUUGAUUCAUAUAAAAUAAAAAUAAAACAUGCA
Patella vulgata (common limpet) is the source of this 6216-nucleotide messenger RNA. Its product is annotated as serine/threonine-protein kinase 25. The record is from RefSeq and is a predicted model, not a curated record. NCBI's taxonomy places the organism in Eukaryota, Metazoa, Mollusca, Gastropoda, Patellidae. Gene Ontology annotation, molecular function: ATP binding; protein kinase activity. Bases 277 to 2118 code for a protein of 613 amino acids. Gene Ontology annotation, biological process: protein phosphorylation. The transcript is spliced from 15 exons.